AUGGUGAUGCUGAUGGUCGUGGCUAUAAUGAUGUUGAUGGCGAUGAUGGUAGUGUUUGUGGAAAUGAUGAUGUUGCUGGUGUUGGUGAUGAUGCUGGUGGUGAAGGUGGUUGUGAAGGUGGUGGUUGUGGUGGUGAUGAUGGUGUUUGUAAUGAUCAACGCGGGAGAUCAGUCUCCACAAGCACAGCUGAAGCAGAUGUUCCUGGAAUACGCCCACGACGAGGUGUUCGUUGACGCCGACUGCAACAGGUGCCGAUGUGAUGAUGGUAGAACAGUUUGCGAGAUGAAUGCGGAUGGAAGACCUGAAGAGGAAAGCUGUAUCAACGAUGGGAAGGAAUAUGCCCAUGAUGAGGUGUUCCUUGACGCCGACUGUAACAGGUGCCGAUGUGAUGAUGGUACUACAAUCUGCGAGAUGAAUGCGGAAGGAUGUCCUGAAGUGUGCGAGUACAACAACAACUGGUACGAAGCCGGCGACAGUUUCCCGGAUGACGUCGGCUGCAACACGUGUACCUGCCUCAGGGGCGGCUUAGUGGCGUGCUACCGGAUGUCAUGUUCAGGCACCACCACCCCGGACUAUGUGAAAUGA
This is a messenger RNA of Dreissena polymorpha, 585 nucleotides long. Its product is annotated as kielin/chordin-like protein. Lineage: Eukaryota; Metazoa; Mollusca; Bivalvia; Myida; Dreissenidae. The record is from RefSeq and is a predicted model, not a curated record. The coding region runs from base 1 to 585 and encodes 194 amino acids. The transcript is spliced from 5 exons.